AUGACAUCUGACGCCGUGUUCCGUCACGGUCAGAGGGUCAAGAUCCUCGACAGUCACCUCGAAGAGUUCCAAUCCCGACUUCGCGACAGCACUCCCAGCAACACAUAUCUAGUCGAGCGAAACGUAUCCCUUUGGAGCAUUGCAUCGCAACGAUACGAAUUCGUCACGAUGAUUCAACCAGAGGGAAAGCUGAUUGAACCCGGUUAUCCAGAUGCCACUUGUUUGCUCUGGGGAAUUUGCCGCAAGUACGACACCAUCCCAGAUAUUUCCUCCCAGAAUUGGCAAUCGAUGCCAGUCUACCUCGAACGUCAUCUCUGCAAUUGGGCGAAGAACAGUGCAAAGACUGUAGGCGUAAGCCUCGAGGAUCUUCAAGUCGAGAUCAAGAACCGGGCAUGUUUCAUCGACGAGUUCCCUCACGCGGCGCGAGGCCUGUUCAAACCCGUGCGCAGCGUGAAGGCAGCCAACAACAAGACCUUCGUUGCCGGUCUAGCAUACCAGAAUGAAGACGGAAUGCUCGCUCCACGCGAGAAAAACGGAAUGGCCAUCACUUUCUUAACAUGGCUGAAACUCGACCCGCUCGCAGACGGCACCAUCCUCCCAACCAAUCUCACACGUGCUCGCGUCACCAAGUUGGAACGCGAAAUCCGUAUGCGCUUUAUCGAGGAGCUUGGAGAACCCGAUACCGUCGAAAGCAACCUCAUAGUCCACCUGCGUAGGCUUGUCACGCGAAACGCCGCACUACUGAAGGUUGGCGAUGCGUGGACCAGGCCGGUGUUGUACUCGAUCCCCCAUUGGGACACUGUUCCUAACGCACUCCUGAAAGACGCGAUUGUCGAGGGCUACAAGGGACAUUUGUUUGAAAACGCUGCCAACAUCAAGAGCAAGGAUAUUUCUGGCAUCGAUGACAACGAUCGUUUCGAGGAACUGAUGGACACCGAUGACGAUGGGAUCGUCACGCAUGCUGGACCGAAAUCCAACAAGACACAACAGACGGCCAAAGAUACUAAGAAGUCACAACAGCUUGGAGGUGGCAGGGCCGUCGCGAGAGUCGAAGUUAGUGAAAGCGAAGAAGACGACGGAAACGAAGACAACAGCAGCAGCGACGACAGUGGAGAUGACGGCGGUGACGACGAUGACGUCCUCCCAAUUGUUCGUCAAUACCGAGCCAAGCUCUGGCGUUAUGGCCAUGAUAGCUAUGUUCAAUCCGACCAGAAAUUGGAAGAGAUGAAGUCGUGGCCAUGGCACAAGUUUAAGGAGUACCGUUGUGUUCGUGGACAAAUCUCUCGUGCAGCGCUUCCGCCACAGGGCACCAUCUUUGGCCACGAUGUCACAGGCGAGCUACUCGUGUUGCAUCAAAACGGUGAAAUCACGGCCAAGGAAUUGCGCAAGUGGUAUCCUGGCGUGUUCAGCAGCCAGAAAUGCGGUGUCCACAAGGACUUACCACCACUUGGUUUGCCAUACGUUAUCGACAAUCGCCUUGCCUGA
Dissoconium aciculare CBS 342.82 is the source of this 1485-nucleotide messenger RNA. RefSeq lists its product as uncharacterized. The record is from RefSeq and is a predicted model, not a curated record. Lineage: Eukaryota; Fungi; Ascomycota; Dothideomycetes; Mycosphaerellales; Dissoconiaceae. The transcript has a single exon. Bases 1 to 1485 code for a protein of 494 amino acids.